AUGGAAGACGACGUCGCUGUUAUCGGGAUCGGAUGCAACUUCCCUGGAGGUGAGGGGUUGGACAACUUCUGGAGGGUUUUGUUGGAGGGUAAAAACUGUACUGCAGAUAUUCCAGCAGAGAGAUUUGACACCACUUUUUGGUACGAUGCCGAUGAUAGCAAGCCCGGAAAGACACAGACAACCAAAGCAGCUCUUAUAGAGGGCUUUAAUGAGUUCGAUCACAAGUUUUUUGGCAUUACUGAAGCAGAGGCCGAAUUCAUGGACCCUCAGCAGAAACUCCUCCUGCAGUGUACAUACAGGGCGUUGGAAGAUGCGGGAGUGGCGAUGGAAAGCAUCAGUGGAAGCAGAACUGGAGUUUACAUAGGUCUCAUGAACAGGGACUAUGAACUACUCCGAAGCAACAGCCCAACAACGAUAACCCACUACAAUGGCACUGGGACGGCCAUGAGCGUGGCUGCCAACAGACUGUCCUUCUCCUUCAACCUCACGGGCCCUUCGCUCGCUAUUGACAGUGCCUGUUCUUCAUCUUUGGUGGCUCUGCAUUUAGCCUGCCAGGCUAUAAAGCAAGGAGACUGUGAGAUGGCUCUUUGUGGAGGUGUCAGUUGUAUCAUAGAGCCAAGAGUGUUUGUGGCUCUCAGCAAGGCCAAGAUGAUCUCGCCUGAAGGGACCAGCAAGCCGUUCUCCAGCAGAGCAGAUGGCUAUGGAAGAGGAGAGGGCUGCGGGGUCGUCCUCCUCAAGCCGCUGAAAAAGGCUAUACAAGACCAUGACAAUAUCUGGGGCAUCGUCAGCAAAACGGCGGUCAACCAAGAUGGACGCUCAGUCACUCCAAUCACCAAACCCUCCAUGACGCAACAAGAGGAACUCCUGCGCAGAAUGUACUCAGAGUCUGACCUUGCAAAUGUCCAGUACAUAGAGGCACACGGGACCGGAACUCCUGUGGGAGAUCCAACGGAGGCGGGAAGCAUUUCGAACGCCAUCGCCAAAGCCAGACCUCCAGGUUCAGAGGCACUACGGAUCGGCUCUGUGAAGAGCAACAUCGGACACACGGAAUCUGCUGCUGGAGUGGCCGGACUCAUUAAGGUACUCUUGAUGAUGAAGCACGAGACAAUCGUUCCCUCUGUUUUCUAUUCAGAAGACAAUACCAGCGUAGAUGUAAAAGCGUUGAGGAUAAGGAUUCCGGUUAAAGCGGAAAGAUGGGAGACCGAGGGGUCCUCGGGAAAGGUAGCUGGGAUCAACAGCUUUGGGUUCGGAGGCACGAACGCACACGUGAUUAUAAGAGAGCACAGAAAGACCACUGCACCCACUCAGAUUCCCAACAACUGUCCAAAACUCUUUGUAAUAUCUGCAGCCUGUGAGGAAUCGUUGCACCUGUCCAUCGCUGACACCCUCCAGAGGCUUCGCCGCAAUCAAUCGGUUGAUCUACAGGCGUUGACGUACACCUCGGCAUGCAGGAGGAGUCAUUCCAGACACAAAUUUCGGAAGGCCUUCCCAACAUCUUCCCUGUCAGAUUUAGAACAACGGCUAACAUCUGCAGUGAAAACGAAUGUCGAUUCAAUCAGGUCCGACAUCCAGGUGGUCUUUGUGUUCUGUGGGAAUGGGGUUGCUUACAGGGGUAUGUGCAAGCAGCUCCUGAGAGAUGUUCCCAUUUUCAGAGACAAGGUCAGAGCAGUUGAGAAUCUUUUCCAAAGUCAUAAAAGCACCAGCGUGAGCCGAUGGCUUGCCGGCGAAGACGACAAUGACGUUUUCAGCCGGCCGGAUGUCGUCCAGCCUCUUCUCUUUGCGAUUCAGGUUGGCAUCGCCGCUCUCCUGAAACACUGGGGAGUCAAACCCGACGCCGUGCUCGGGCACUCCGUCGGCGAGGUCGCCGCCGCCCACUGUUCCGGACUCUUGUCUCUCGAGGACGCCGUGAAAGCGGUGCACCGCCGCAGUGUCCUUCAGAGUGAGGUCACGGGCGGGAAAAUGCUUGUUGUUGGGAAUGUCGCCGUUGAAAAUGUAUUACGGACCCUUCCAGAGUUUUCCGGGGAAAUUUGUGUCGCAGCGCUCAACAGCCCCCAAUCUUGCACCCUGUCGGGGGACGCAGAUGCUAUAGACGUCCUUCAUCAGAGGCUGAAGAUGCUCAGGGAAAGAGAUCUCUUCCUCCGUGAGUUGGAUGUGCCAGCAGCAUACCACAGCCAUAUGAUGGAUCCUAUAUUAGAUGACGUUGAGAAAAGUAUCGAGUCCUUGAAUGCCAACGACAAAGAGUGCAAACUGUUCUCAACAGUGACUGGGGACAGUUGUUCAGACGGCGACUUUGUGACGGGCAGCUACUGGGCAAGGAACAUUCGGGAGCCUGUCUUGUUUGAGCGUGCGCUGCGCGCUGCCACCAAAGACAAGCCAUCAACGGUCUUCGUGGAGAUUGGACCUCGUAGCGCUCUCCAAAGAAACAUACAUGAAUCUUUGGGGAAGAACGCCACGGUUCUUCCCUCCGUCCAGCCAGAGAAAGAUUACGCCACGUUGUUGUCUACCGUGGGAAAACUAUUUGAACUGGGCAUCAGUGUGGACUGGCAUCAGCUCCACCGGGGUUGUGAGACUUUGCCCACAGCUCUUCCAGUCUAUCAGUUUGUCAACGCAAAGAAAGAAUUGAAUUUCGAAGCUUUGAGAAAAGGCGGUGACAUGUCGACCCCCUUUACGCUCCUGUCUCGAACGAAGCCGGAUGACAAAGAGUACAUGUGCGACCUCUCAUUGGAGACUGCCCCAUAUCUUUGGGAGCAUAAAAACAAUGGCGUUUCCAUUGUGCCAGGCGCGUUCUACGUUGAGCUCGCGUAUGCCGCAGUGAUGGCCAGUUUAAGGCCCAAGAAACCAGUUUCUCAGCUCCAGCUCAGUGUAAGAUUUGAGAGUCUGUUUGCACUUAGCUCAAACUCUCAUCAGUUGAAAGUAAAACUCGAGCAUGCAGAGAAUGGAGCUUCAUUCAAAAUACAGUCUUCUGUCGCAACACAUGCCUCUGGCACAUACAGGUGUGCAGAUGGCCAACCGCUGUUAGAAGAACCAAUCAUUUGUCUGGACGUGGUCUCCAAAAGGUGCAACUUGGUUAUGAAGAGAAAAGAGAUUUAUUCAAUUCUUUCUCUCGCAGGAUUUGAAUACGGAGCUGUCUUCAAACAGCUUAAUGAUGUGCAUUUUGGAGAUGAAUUCAAGGAAGCCGUGACAGCGAUUCAGGUUCCAGGUCAACUUCUACAACACCUUCAUGAGUUUUUCCUUCACCCUGUGUUAUUGGACUAUUUCCUGCAAAUGACCGCUGUGGUUGCUAUUGGUCGGCUCACUGCAAAGCCGGGAUUCCCCUCAGCUAUCGGUAGUAUAACCAUUUCAGGACCACUGCAAGAAGAUAUGGUCAUGUACUUACGAGCCACUCAAGAGACUCCAGACUUCCUGGAUGUAUGCGGUAGCUUUGCCACCCCAGAGGGUCAUGUGCUGGUAGAACUUAAGGGGGUGAGGAUCUCAUUUUUGGGCAAUUGCUCAAGUGCUCUUCAGUCGUGGUUCUUCCACAAUGAAAUAACUGCAAUCCCUGACACAAGAGACUUGCAAAAUUGCAAAAUAAAAGCAAUAGUAUUUGAAGACAAACUUGGCAUAGCUAAACUGCUCAAGCCAUACAUUCACCCAGAGUCAACACUUGUGGAGAGCAGAGAGCACUGGAUGGCAGACCAAAUUCGGAAUGUAGUGUCCGGCUCACUGACCAACAACGUUGAUAUCGAAAAUGUUCUCUUCAUCUGGGGUGUCGAGGACCUCAGUCGCUUGUCAUCCGAGAAGACGCUCGACUGCUUGGUGAAUUGCUGCGAGCUGUUUCGCCAGAUUGUUUUAGCCUUGAAGGAGAGCGAGCGCUCUCUCACUGUCCGUGUCGUUACUUAUCGAUCGACAGAAACGACUGUAGACCACGUCGGUCCUGGCUUCGUGCUGUCCGGUAUGACACGGGCUUGUGCGGCAGAGAUGGCGGGUCUCUCUUUUCAACUGGUCGACCUUGCUUCUGUGACCAGUGAAGACAUUGAAACGCUGGCUUGUGUGAUCAACACAUGCAAAGAACAAGAGGUCGUGAUCAGCAAAGGCCAAGCGUUGACAACAAGAAUAGCUCGGACGCCCAUGAGGGUCGGGACUUUAAGUGAAGGUGAUGAGCACUCGGUGUAUGUGAGAGACUUUGUCCUACAGACAGCUGAUCCAUACCGAAUGACUCACUUGUCUGCCAUCCCCUACGACACCAAUGCUAAUCCUAUCCAAGAGAAGUCAGUUGAGAUUCGGCUCACCAAUGUGUGCGUGCAGUCGUCCGAUUACUUUCCCGUCACCGCAUCGCAUUUGAAGUUCGGAAAGACGAUGUAUUGGAACAAGCACACGGCACACAAUCACAAGCUUCUCGCUUUGGAUUUUAGCGGCAUUGUCACAGCUGUCGGGAAGGAUGUUCACGACCUCAGAGUGGGAGAUCCUAUUGCUUCAUGUUAUCCAGUUGUUGCCACUGCGAAGGUCGUGAUUCCAGAAGCUGUGUGCUACAGCACAAAGAGACUCCCGUUUCUGAAAGAGACGCCAUGUGUGUCUUACUUUAUACUCGCAUGGGAGAUCCUGCAGAAAAUGCUGGUUCAGGUUAAACACCAACACAGGAAGCUGAUCAUCAUCUCCUCCAACUUAGCCUCAGCCCUGAUAAAGGUUUUGGCUCUGACGGCAAACCGGUCCGGCUGGAACGUUUCCUCAUUGUCACAUUUUGGAGGGGAAUCUCUGCAUUCUGAUGAGAGUCACGCUUUCGUUUUUCUGCCCCCGUUCGAUAACUCGUGGCAAGGGGUGCAUGACAGCGGUCGUCAUGACAGACACGUUAUUUUUGUGAGCAGCGAUCGCAUCUCACAAUCCUUCUCAGCAAACAUGUUUGCACUGAAGAGUGAACACAUCCAUGUUCAUAAGCUUGACGUGGCUAAUGUUCUCCAGAGAGCGAGUCUGCAAAUGCAGAACAGGGAUAUCUCUGAUUGGCUGUUGUCGUUAGGCUUUGAUGCAGCAUCUCUUCCUUUGAAAAGAGAGACUUUUCAAAUAUCUAGCUUAAUAGAGCCUGAGAACAAUGCAGAUGCCGAGUCCUACUUCACAACAAAGACUGUACAGCAAGUUGUUCUAGAUCAUGGAGAAGCUGACUGUCAAAUGUCAGAUAUCCCUUUGCUGACGGGUUCUGGACAACUCUUUAAACCGAGUUGUGUUUAUAUUGUCACUGGAGGGCUCUCUGGUUUGGGAUUUGAGACAGUAAAGUUCAUUGCCUGUCAUGGGGGAGGUUGCAUUGCAACACUGUCCAGAAGUAAUCUGACUGAUGAGUUACAGUUUGAGAUGGAACUCCUCCAGAGAAGAUAUGGAGUCACAAUCACGAAUGUCAAAUGUGACGUUUCUGUGUCGACGCAGGUCGUGGACGCGAUCUCAAUGAUCGGACAAAGAUUCUCCUCUCGACCGAUCAAAGGAGUGUUUCACAGCGCUGCGGUUUUACACGACGCGUUGAUCGAAAACCUCGACGAGUCCCUUCUCCGAAAGGUGCUGCGGCCGAAAGUGAGUGGGGCUCUGAACCUUCACUAUGCGACACUUUCCAACAAACUGGAUUUCUUUGUGUGCUACUCCUCCAUCUCUUCCUUCAUCGGCAACGCCUCGCAAUGUAACUACGCGGCAGCCAAUUCGUUCCUCGACACGUUCUGUCAUUACAGGAGAAACCUCGGUCUCGCUGGACAGUCCAUCAACUGGGGUCCGUUGAACCUCGGCCUCCUGUUGAACAAAGGCCAUUUCCAGAAGUUCCUGGAGGCCAAAGGGAUGAUGACAAUGGAUGUGUGUGACAUCCAAGAGGCACUUGAAAAGUGUCUCCUGAUGAACAGACCACAACAAGUCAUCUGCAAGUUCAACUUCAAAAAUCUUAACGUUCACGUUCUUUCGCAAAACGCGUCCCUCAGAGAGCGUUUGUCAGCGCUCGUGGAAAUGGAGCUAGAAGUUGAACUGAGUCAUGAACCCUCGGUUCAGCGUUCGUCUUCCGCGUAUGAAAGUGUGAGAACAAUCGUCAGCGACAUCAGCGGCGUUAGCGUCGAUGAGCUGGAUGACGACUUAGCUCUGUGUGCACUGGGUAUCGACUCGAUGUUGGCCAUGACUCUGCAGAAUAAGAUUUUCCAAGAAACCGGCGUAAAUGUACCUUUGGUUAAAAUAUUGGACCCCAACAGCACGCUGGCCACUUUGGCAGCUCUUGUGAAGAAUAAUGGUUAAUUUCAAUGCACUGCAUGAAAUAAUACCUUGGACUAAGUUUUGGGGAAUUGAAAAUGCUCAAGGUCGCACUCACUGCUGUGGUUUUGUUCUCAGUGAGAUUGGUUGGAAUUAUUUACAGUAGGCUUGUUUUUACAACCGUAUUACAGUAUUUUAUAGUUGUUUAGUAUGUGUUAGAGUGUUUUUCCCACUGAUAUCUUGGCUUGGUCACAAUUGUUUAACCCUUGUGUUGCCUUCGGGUCAAUUUGACCCGAUUCAAUGUUUCACCCUCCUGUCGCCUUCGGGUCAAUAUGACCCGAUUCAAUGUUUAACCCUCCUGUUACCUUUAUAUUUACUAACAUAUUUUACCCUUGAGGUCAAUAUGACCCCAGCUAUUAAAAUCUCCAGAAAAUUAUUAGAAUUAAUAUUGUUUUCCAAGUUUAAGUGUGAGGUACUUUAUGUUUGUUUGUUGACUCCCGAAAGAACACCGACAUUAAACAUUGAAUCGGGUCAAAUUGACCCGAAGGCGACAGGAGGGUUAAAUAUUGAAUCGGGUCAAAGUGACCCGAAGGCAACACAAGGGUUAAAAUAACACUGUACUAAAAUGUUGAUGUCAUGUUUAUAUAUUUAU
This is a messenger RNA of Pseudoliparis swirei, 6835 nucleotides long. It is a transcript of the gene pks1, whose product is annotated as polyketide synthase 1. The transcript has 6 exons. The record is from RefSeq and is a predicted model, not a curated record. NCBI's taxonomy places the organism in Eukaryota, Metazoa, Chordata, Actinopteri, Perciformes, Liparidae. Gene Ontology annotation, biological process: fatty acid biosynthetic process. The coding region runs from base 1 to 6228 and encodes 2075 amino acids. Gene Ontology annotation, molecular function: 3-oxoacyl-[acyl-carrier-protein] synthase activity; fatty acid synthase activity.